AUGGAAUCUAAAGACCCGAAAGACACCAGUGCUACUAACUUUAUACCUGAAAGUUCCCCUAUGACAUUUGAGGUGACUGUGAAUCGCAUCAAAACUUCUGAUAAGGACAAUAAUAGCAAGAAAGUGUUAAUACUGGGCGAUGAAUGUGUUAAGGGACUGAGACCUCAUCUUGUUAAACUUUUGAAGGCCAACUAUUCAGUCCAAGCUAUCAUCAAACCAGGUGCGAAAUUUGGUGAUGUGAUUAACAAUUUGUCAGCAUUAUUGAACGGGUACGGAGAAGAUGAUUAUGUAGUGAUUAUGGGAGGAAUAAAUGAUUUUUUACAGGGUAAAGUACCUAAGAUUAAGAAUAUAUGGACCACUUUAAAGUUGUGCAUGCACACAAAUAUAAUUUUUUUAUCUACACCCUACCUUAAACAUGAUCAAAAAUCAAAUAAAACUUUAAAUAAAUUUAAUACUAAAUUUGGCGAUUUUCUUAAACAGAUAAAUAGAAUAUCUAAGGAGAUAGUUACUCAUCUACGAACCAGUCAUGUUUACAAUGGGCGUAGUAAGUUAGGGAUGCUAGCUAGAAGGAAUAUAUUCCAAACUAUAUGCGGUAAAAAAGAUGUAGUAUAUAAGAGUUUAAUUUAUAUAAAUAGCAAAAUAGAGUCACAAGACAUUAUAGACAUAGACCCACAUAAGCUCCAGGCAUCAGAUUUUUGGAGCAGUGCUGCAUCAAGCGCAGAAAAUGGCAUUACUUUAAUAAACAAUAAAAGCUUAUAUAAUGAAUUGAGUGAAGUGUUAGCAACUUCCACUGAUCAUGGAGAACCAACUGCAAAUUUGUUUUCUGAAGGGAUAAUAAUUCCAAAGAUUCUCCACAAAAAUAAAGCCAUAGAAUCUUGCGAGGACGCAGAGAAGUGA
Ceutorhynchus assimilis (cabbage seed weevil) is the source of this 897-nucleotide messenger RNA. The record is from the annotation of a GenBank genome assembly. NCBI's taxonomy places the organism in Eukaryota, Metazoa, Arthropoda, Insecta, Coleoptera, Curculionidae.